Molecule: messenger RNA, 636 nt
Organism: Paramecium sonneborni
Lineage: Eukaryota; Ciliophora; Oligohymenophorea; Peniculida; Parameciidae
Source: the annotation of a GenBank genome assembly
AUGAGAAAACAUAAUUCUGAUGAUUAAAUACAUAUCAAAUUAAUAGAAGACAAUGACCAAUUAACCUUGAUCUCAGAAUUUGAUGAAGACCAUAAAUAAUACUAUUUUCUUAGAAAUUCAAUUUAUUACACAGAAAAACUUUUAUAAUUGUUAAUCACAAUUGCAAAAACAAAAAAAAAUAAUUUAAUUAAAGAUAUUCAAAAUUUGUUUUCUAAAUAAUAAUAACACAUAAGAUAAUACCUGUCUUAAUUUAAACAACUUAAAAAUCAAAUUUUAAGUAAAGAAGAGUUAAUAUAAAAUUAUGAAAAAGUAAAAUCUGAGUUCAAAUCAUAAAGUUGUAAAGCAUUCUCUAUUUAUUAAACAUAAGAUGAAUAAUUAUCAAGCAAUAACACUGAAUAAUUAUAUAAAGAAUCCUAAUAAUAAGAUUUUUGGAGCAUAAAUGAAAAUAUAAACACAAAUCAAGAAAAUCUUAUAAAUUAGAGUGAUAAUUCAUUUAAAAUAUAUUCAGAUCUAGAGUAAAACUAAAUUUAAAUAUCUUUUCCUAAAAGAGUAUCAUAAGAUUAUCAAAAGGAUUUAUUAAAAAAGUUAGACGAAAUAGCUAAUAAUCAUUAAUAUUAGAUUAUAUAAUUGAAAUGA